AUGCUAAUUCCAUUCAUUGAUGACGCCCUUCUGUCCUCAAAACUAAGGCCCUUAUUUGAGAAACUCUCACCCGCCGAUCGUGCACGCAAUUCUCAUCGAUACCAUCUCAUAUGGCAUGGCUUAAGAACUCCACGUUCGUCUUCUGCCUUUGCCCUUGAGACGUCCGCUGCACUUGAGUUUGAAGCUUUAGCACCUCCAGAGAGCCGUCUUCCCCCCAACCUUACCCUUAUCCAACCAAAGUUACUAUCCUUUAACUACUACCGAACACGAAUUGCCCAGAUCGAUGCUUUUCGUGACCUUUAUGCAUUCGUCAAGUCAUCAACAAUUGAUCCUAGCUUCUCUAGUCUGCAUAGACUGCAAAUUACGUGUGAGAUGAAGCAGAUCUCUGUACAAUCGGAUCGUGGACGUGAUACAUUCCCAGACGUUUUGCCGGCAUCUUCAGUGAGUCUUGCCAUUCUUAGCACCACAUUACAACUUGUCAGAGACAAGUUUAGCCGAUCCUUUGACUUAUUGUCUGCUGAACAAUCGUGGUAUCUUUCCUUCCUCCCUGGGCUAAUCACCGAUCCUACAUCCUCGUAUCACGCCGUCACUCCCAAUUUUUUGCUUGCUUGA
Messenger RNA from Protopolystoma xenopodis, 612 nucleotides. The record is from the annotation of a GenBank genome assembly. NCBI's taxonomy places the organism in Eukaryota, Metazoa, Platyhelminthes, Monogenea, Polystomatidea, Polystomatidae.